Lachancea nothofagi CBS 11611 is the source of this 1044-nucleotide messenger RNA. Lineage: Eukaryota; Fungi; Ascomycota; Saccharomycetes; Saccharomycetales; Saccharomycetaceae. The record is from the annotation of a GenBank genome assembly.
AUGGAAGGUGUGUUUUUCAAUGUGGACAACGGGUUUGUCGAAGGUCUCGUCAGAGGCUACAGAAACGGGCUUUUGACUAGUAAUCAGUACAUCAAUUUGACGCAGUGCGACACCCUAGAGGAUCUCAAGCUGCAAUUGUCUUCCAGUGAUUAUGGCAACUUUUUAUCUUCAGUGCCCUCGGAAGCUCUCACGACGUCGAUAAUUCAAGAAACGGCAUCUGCGAAGCUCUACGAAGAGUUCAAUUACAUACGGGACCAAACCAGUUCCGUGACCCGGAAAUUUCUCGACUACAUCACAUAUGGCUACAUGAUUGACAAUGUUGCUCUCAUGAUCACUGGAACUAUUCACGACCGCGAUAAGGCCGAAAUUUUGCCCCGUUGUCAUCCACUAGGUUGGUUCGACACUUUGCCCACGUUGACCGUGGCAACCGACUUGGAGUCUUUGUACGAGACUGUUUUGAUCGACACUCCCUUGGCUCCUUACUUCAGAGACUGUUUUGACGCCGCUGAUGAAUUGGACGACUUGAACAUUGAAAUUAUUAGAAACAAAUUGUACAAAGCUUACUUGUCCGACUUCUAUGAUUUUGUGUCAACUCAAAUUGGUGAACCAGCUCGUGAGAUUCUUCAGUCGCUUCUCAGCUUUGAAGCCGACAGAAGAGCAAUCAACAUCUCUUUGAACUCGUUGCAAAGUGGUGACCUAAUUACUCCUGACAUGAAACGUGAUCUCUUACCUGAUUUUGGUAAGCUUUAUCCAGUAGGAUCGCACCAAUUGGCAAACACCGGCUCUGACUUUGAAUCUGUUAGAUCCGUCGUUGACAGCGUCUAUGAGUAUCGUGGUAUUUUCGAAUCCGGUAAUUUGGAAGAUCAUUUUUACAGAAUGGAAAUGGAAUUGUGCAGAGACGCUUUCACCCAGCAGUUUACUGUGAGCACGAUCUGGGCCUGGAUGAAGUCUAAGGAGCAAGAAGUUAGAAACAUCACCUGGAUCGCAGAAUGUAUUGCCCAAAACCAAAGAGAAAAGAUCAACAACUACAUCUCGGUGUACUGA